GUGAGGCCCCGCCCCACUCUUUGCAGGACGUCACCGCAGACUGCAGGGGCUCAAGCCGCUGCCGCGCAGCCCCACAUCAACGCACUGGGGGCUCCUCACCGCCGCUGCCAAAAAAGUCGCCGUCUCUAAGGUCGCUACCGCAUCUGUGCAGGGCAAGAUGGCGUCAGCCACAGACUCGCGCUAUGGGCAGAAGGAGUCCUCGGACCAGAACUUCGACUACAUGUUCAAGAUCCUCAUCAUUGGUAACAGCAGCGUGGGCAAGACGUCCUUCCUCUUCCGCUAUGCAGACGAUUCCUUCACGCCUGCCUUUGUCAGCACUGUGGGCAUAGACUUCAAGGUCAAGACCAUCUACCGCAAUGACAAGAGGAUCAAGCUGCAGAUCUGGGACACGGCAGGGCAAGAGCGGUACCGAACCAUCACUACAGCCUACUACCGGGGUGCCAUGGGCUUCAUCCUCAUGUAUGACAUCACCAACGAGGAGUCCUUCAACGCUGUGCAGGACUGGUCAACCCAGAUCAAGACCUACUCGUGGGAUAAUGCCCAGGUGCUGCUGGUGGGGAACAAGUGUGACAUGGAGGAUGAACGGGUGGUAUCGUCGGAACGUGGGCGGCAGCUGGCCGACCACCUUGGGUUUGAGUUCUUUGAGGCAAGUGCCAAGGACAACAUUAACGUCAAGCAGACCUUUGAGCGCCUGGUAGAUGUCAUCUGCGAAAAGAUGUCCGAGUCACUGGACACAGCUGACCCUGCUGUCACAGGCGCCAAGCAGGGUCCACAGCUCACGGACCAGCAGGCGCCUCCACACCAGGACUGCGCCUGCUGAGAGCUGGCCCACCCAUCCCUGCCCUCCCCGCCCCCACCAGACCCCACCUGGCCAUGGGCACAAGACCCCUGCCCCAACUUCCCGACUUAGCCCUUCACCCUUAUUUAUUAUUGUAGCUAUUUAUUUAUUUAUUGGAGAUGUUCCCUGGGGGCUUGACUCCAUCACCCCCUGUACCCCACCCUGUACAUACAGCCCUGCCUUUGCUCUGCCGUGGCUUGUUGUGGCCCUCGAAUUCACCCAUUGCCCUCUUCUCCAGACCCCACCUUUUUAAAAUUCACCCCAUCAAUAGUUCUCAGAUUUGAAGAGGGGGCCAGAUGUACCUGAGGGCAGGGUGACCAGGUGAUGGGAGGUAGCCAGGCCUGCCAGCCCCUUGGUGGGCCAAGGCCAUGGUGGGGUCUCAGCAGGGACCACAGGGUGGGCCAGAGCCCCACAGUGGCCCACCUGGCUCCUGGCCCCCAAGUCCUACCUUUUUUUGGAGAGGGGGCUGCUGUGGUUACUCACCACCCUGAGAACACACCCCUCCCCCCACACAGAGACUUGUCUGAUGUCAUGAGUGUCAAAUGUGCCCCUAGGAGAUGUCAUGACAACACUACACACACCCAAUAAAACAAAUGGACGAUGUUGUGU
Messenger RNA from Phyllostomus discolor (pale spear-nosed bat), 1447 nucleotides. RefSeq names its product RAB3A, member RAS oncogene family (gene RAB3A). Gene Ontology annotation, biological process: regulation of exocytosis; axonogenesis; protein localization to plasma membrane. Gene Ontology annotation, cellular component: axon; plasma membrane; synaptic vesicle membrane. The transcript has 5 exons. The record is from RefSeq and is a predicted model, not a curated record. The coding region runs from base 158 to 820 and encodes 220 amino acids. Gene Ontology annotation, molecular function: GTPase activity; GTP binding. NCBI's taxonomy places the organism in Eukaryota, Metazoa, Chordata, Mammalia, Chiroptera, Phyllostomidae.